Molecule: messenger RNA, 963 nt
Organism: Rotaria sp. Silwood1
Lineage: Eukaryota; Metazoa; Rotifera; Eurotatoria; Philodinida; Philodinidae
Source: the annotation of a GenBank genome assembly
AUGUUUAUUUCUACUCCUUACUUUCAUUUCGUUUCAGUCCCACUACGUGCAAGUUUCAUUGAUAUUCAUCCGAAUGCAAAAUGGGCACAGAAUGGUAUCACUGUUGCUGGAGGAAAUGGAUCGGGCAGGGAAACCAAUCAACUUUAUAACCCAUGGGGUUUGUACGUCGACGAUGAUCAAACGAUUUAUGUCACUGAUGAGCAGAAUGAUCGUAUUGUGGAAUGGAAUUCUGGUGCAACGAAUGGAAAAGUAGUUGCUGGUGGAAAUGGACAAGGACAUGAAGCUCAUCAGUUAAAUCACCCAUUAGAUGUGAUUAUCGACAAAGAGAGCGAUAGUCUCAUCAUCAGCGAUAGAUGGAAUAGAAGAGUAGUUCGAUGGCCUCGUCGAAAUGGUACUCGUGGAGAAACAAUUAUUUCAAAUAUCUCUUUCGGAGGUUUGACAAUGGACGACAAUGGUUCUCUCUAUGGCCGUGACUACGAAAAACAUGAAGUGAGACGAUAUAAAAUUGGUGACACUCAAGGAAUAGUAGUUGCAGGUGGUAAUGGACAAGGAAAUCGUCUCGAUCAACUCUCUAAGCCCACCUACGUAUUUGUCGAUCGAGAUCAUUCAGUUUAUGUGUCUGAUUAUAAAAAUCAUCGUGUAAUGAAAUGGGAAGGAGGUGCAAAACAAGGUAUUGUCGUAGCCGGUGGUCAAGGAAAUGGAAAUAGUCUUACACAAUUGAAUUAUCCUUAUGGAGUCGUUGUCGAUCAAUUGGGUACUGUCUAUGUGGCUGAUUUUGGGAAUCAUCGAAUCAUGCGUUGGCCAAAAGGAGCCAAACAAGGAAGUGUCAUUAUUGGUGGAAACGGUAGAGGAGCACAGUCGAAUCAACUCGAUCGUCCCAUAGGUUUAUCAUUCGAUCGACAUGGUAAUCUCUAUGUCGUCGAUAGGGGCAAUCAUCGAGUACAAAAAUUUAAUAUCGAAUGA